Pelmatolapia mariae (spotted tilapia) is the source of this 1048-nucleotide messenger RNA. Its product is annotated as P2Y purinoceptor 1-like. Bases 1 to 963 code for a protein of 320 amino acids. Gene Ontology annotation, molecular function: neuropeptide receptor activity. Gene Ontology annotation, cellular component: membrane. The transcript has a single exon. Gene Ontology annotation, biological process: G protein-coupled receptor signaling pathway. NCBI's taxonomy places the organism in Eukaryota, Metazoa, Chordata, Actinopteri, Cichliformes, Cichlidae. The record is from RefSeq and is a predicted model, not a curated record.
AUGAACAACUCUUCUUGCAUCAGCUUUGACUUUACAGGAAAAUUCCUGCCACCUGUCUACAUUUUAGUAUUUAUCACUGGCAUGCUGGCUAACGGACUGGGAUUGAAGUCAGUGCUGCAGAAAUGGGAGAAACUGGGGAAUGUCUUUGUCUUUGUUUUCAACCUUGGACUUGCAGACAUUUUGUAUUUGCUCACACUCCCUUUUCUGAUGGUGUACUACUUCAAGGAUGAUCAAUGGAUCUUUGGAGAAGCCUUUUGCAAGACAACAAGAUUCUGCUUCAACCUGAAUUUAUACGGCAGCAUUGGAUUCCUCACCUGUAUCAGUGUGUACAGGUACUUGGGUAUUGUCCAUCCAAUGAGGAUGAUGGGAAGAAUAACUGUGACUCAUUCUGUGGCUAUCUCAGUCAUGGUUUGGCUGUUGGUGAGUGUUCAAAGUCUCCCAGACAUGUUCUUCCCCAAAUCACCCACAAACAAUACUGAGAAAUGUUUUGAUACCACCUCUAAUGACUAUGUUAAGGAUUAUCUGAAAUACAGCUUGAGACGGACACUCACUGGUUUUUGCGUCCCCCUGUUCAUCACCCUCAGCUGCUAUGGACAUAUGAUUGCUGUCCUCUGCCGCAAUGAUAACAUUGAUGAAGUAGUGAAACAAAGAAGCUUAAAGUUGUUAUUCAUCUUGAUUCUUCUGUUCUCUGUUUGUUACAUCCCCUAUCAUAUAUUAAAAAAUCUCAACCUCUUGUCAAGACUAAGUGUAAUCAAGGGGACAUGUCAUAAAUGGUCUAAUGGAGUCUAUGUUGGUCAUCAAAUAAGCCGUGGCCUUGUGUGUCUGAACAGUGCGCUCAAUCCUCUAGUUUACCUGCAUGUAAGUGAAGAUAUUUGUUCUCAGCUCAGACAGCUACUCCAACAAGCUCACCAAGCUGUCACUAGUCUGUGCACCUCUAACCAAAAAUCAGUCACGGAUACUUGAAAUGUGCCGAUGAACAUGAGGAGUACGCAUGAUCUGAGACUCAUCUGAGACUUGUGUAAGAAACACAAAACAUGGUGCUUUUUAC